This is a messenger RNA of Symbiodinium sp. CCMP2592, 1596 nucleotides long. The record is from the annotation of a GenBank genome assembly. NCBI's taxonomy places the organism in Eukaryota, Dinophyceae, Suessiales, Symbiodiniaceae.
AUGGGACUUGUGGCAGCACUUUUGGUGCUGGGACUGUCCGCCUCCUUUGGCACCGCCAGCGCCUGCAAUGGCAACUCUGGGUUUUGUGAUCUGCCCCUGACGCAGGUCACCUUUGCUGCAACACACAAUGCUGGGGCCUUCUCGCUGGACAUCCCUGACCUCAUAGACGCAAACGUGCCAGGGGUCGAUGUGAACGAUGCUCUGAAGUGCGUCUAUGAGAACCAUGACAAGAACUUCAGGGAGCAGCUGGACUUUGGCAUCAGGGCCUUCAACUUGGACCUAUGCUCCAAGGAGACGGAGCCGGGUGUCCUCUUCAAUUGCCAUGGCGUUCCGCCCGCCUACGGCAAGCCGUUCACGAACAGCCUCGAGACAUUCACCGGCUGGCUGAGAACAAACUCCGAGGAGGUCGUCAUCAUGUGGCCUGGCAACCUAAAGAUUGGCUCGAAUGCCGCUUCGCAGUGGGAAGCGCUCAUGGGCAAUCACUUCGGCGAGGCGGGCGCGUGCCUCCAUGUUACUGCGACCACGAAUGCCUCCGCAUGGUCGCGCAGGGAUCAAGCUUCAUGCAUCCUUGUGCAGGGGAGGCCCAACGAGAACAUCACUCUGGGGCAUCUUGUGGAGAGCAAUCUCAGGGUCGUCGUGUGGGAUUUCUACUGGAAGGAGUGGGUGAACAACAGCUACGACCCGUUCGUGAACCCAGGCGCAACCUCUGAGAGCCUCUUGGCCGACUUUCAGAAGUACGGCCGAGGUGAGAAGAACGUGCUGCCGGAGGCCGUGCUGGCCUUCAACGUGAUUGGAGCUCCCAAGUUACCCAGCCCAGCGAAGUUCAACCAGUGCAAAGAUGUGUUUUGCCAGAUCAAGGAGGCAGAGAUCAUGGUCGAUGAGUUGGAGCUCUCUUGUAUCAAGACCCUGUCCAGAAGGUACAACAAGGACCUCGUUCAAGACGACGCUCAGCCUCACAAGUACAAGGCGGAGGAGACGUGCCCAGAAUUCUCAUGCGGAUGUCUGGGAUACAUCUCGCCCCUGGAGGUUGUGCACCAAGAGCUACUUACGUUGGGCCAUUCUCUCCAUGCCGUCGCUAUUGACUACCCUGGAAUCGGGAGGUCCAGCGUGACAGACUUGGCACGGCGGAUGAACGAGGCCACUCUUCGGCACCGCCUCGGAUCUCCUGAGCUGGGGGCCGACUGGUGGUCUUGUCAUCGGCAGCCGGUGCUCAUGGCGGUGGCCAUCCCCUGCUCUUUGGUCUUGCUGGCUCUAGUCUGUUGCUUGCUGCGGAGAUGGUACCUGCGUGCCCAGCAGAGGGUGGAAGAGAAGAAGAGGGCCCGAAAGGAAGCCGCCAGUGCACGCAUGCAGGAGACGGGCUUCAUGGGCGCCACGGACCAUGGUUACCCUGGUUACCCAGGCCAGAUGCAGCCCAGUAACCCUACCUGGGAGAUGCAAGUGCCUCAGAUGGCCCCUACGUGGCCGGCACAGAACCAACAGCCAGGUUGGCAACUGCAGGGAACGGUACCCCAACAGAUUCCACCAGGAGUCAGGGUGGCCCCCAGUGCCGGCGCUGGCUUGAAGCAGCCUUUCCAGAAACUUCACGAAACGGAGUGA